UACUUUUAACAUUUCUAACAUUAUAUCUUUUUAUCUUUCAGAUGUAAAUGGUCAAAAGAUGUUUCCACUGGUGCUAGUUGUCUUAACUUUUCUUGUUUGUUCUUCCGAUGGAAGCGACGUAGUGCUUGGAAUUCUGGGGAAUUCGGCGUUCAUCGAGUGUCAACUUCCGAUUUCAAAUACGCUUAUCUGGCAGACCGAAAAUGGAAACGUUAUAGCAAUGAACGGGAGAGUAAUAAAUGAGAAUUCUACAAAAUAUCUAAUAGAAAAACAAAACGGAUUGCGAGAAUCUUUGGUGAUUCACGACCUUACCCUUGCAGACGACAAUAUAUUCAGAUGUUUUGACCUAAAGAACAGAACGUUUGUUGAUUCAACCAAGCUUAAUGUACUUGCUGUUAGUGGAAUUGUCAAGCUUUUGAUGAUGGAGGAAGGUCCUCAAGUGCUUAUCCGGACAUUAUUGGCGGGUAUAUGUGUAGAACCGCGGACAUUCAGUAAGCCAGCAGGGACACACAAUGCUUUUACUAUCGUGUUUUUAUUUUUCAUUUUGUAUUUUCUAGCUCGGGCACCGAUGAUGAAUGUCACAGUCACACCUCCACAACCAAUGCUAGAAGGGACAGAAGUGACGUUAACAUGUGAAGCAGACGGAGGAAAGCCACUUCCCGAAAUCAGAUGGUUCAUUAAAUCGACCAAUGGAAGUGUCACGGAGGUUAAUGGUAACGUAACUGAUAUAAAAUACCCCAAUGGAACCGGACAUCGUACGAAUACACUGAGAACAACAGUUACUCGAGACUUGUACCGCGCGACAUUUAUAUGUAACAUUACAGUGUCACUUCUCUACCAGGAGACAUUUACGGUGGAUACAGAUGUUCUGUUGGCACCGUUAAAGCCAGAAAUUACGUCACGUGACUAUGAUGGAAGUUUUGAUGAAAACUCUGUGUUGAAAGUGCAGUGUUCGAGUAAAGGGGGCCGCCCGACCCCAACAAUUUACUGGCUCCUAGAUGGUAACAGAGUAGGAGACGUGGAGGUUGUUGUUAAAACACACGAAAACGGAACAGCAACUGUGGUAUCAAACCUUAGCAAACAAAUGUCACGUGUUUAUAAUGGUUCCGUGUUGACGUGUGCGGCAACGAACAGAGUGUUGUUGGAUCAAGGACUUCCGCCACGUGUAGCCAACAUUACUCUGUUAGCUUCUUAUAAACCUAAUGUAUGGAUAGAGCAGCAUGAGUACACGACUAAGCUUGGAGACAAUGUGACAUUCAACUGCAAUAUUGACGCUAAUCCUUUACCUUAUUUUGAACAAUUAUAUUGGACAAACAAAGGUGUCAUGGUAGACCGGAAAUACUACUACCUAUCAAACGAAAGUGACGUCUUCAGUCUGAAUCUUCAAGAUGUAGAGAUAACAGACACAGGGUAUUACGCUUGCCAUGCUGUCAACAGACUGGGCGCUUCCUCAAGUGAACAGAUCAAACUAACAGUAUUAUAUGCACCAGUCUGUGGGUACAGUUCAGUUCAGAAAGUUGCUGUCAGAUUGGGAGAAGGUGCUGGGCUCAACUGCAGCAUGAUGGCCUCACCAAAUGACGUCAUGUUCACCUGGAGGUAUAGACAGAAUGAUGAACGAAUAACAAAGAUGCGUGCUACAAAGGACAUGCGCAGUAUCGAUCAUGUUUAUGGAGUUCUGGAUCUAACUGUGGGGAGUCAGAUACGCUAUGGAGAAAUAGAAUGUCAUGGGAAUAAUACGCAAGGAAUGUCACUUAAUCCAUGCAUCUUUGAGAUUGUCCCCCCUGGUCCACCUGAAAUCCCCGGGAACUGCUCAACAACGGUAGACAAGAGUCAAGUCCAAAUCAAAUGUGUAGCUGGAUUCAACGGAGGCUCUACACAACACUUUAUUCUUCAAAAGCUCGGCAACAUUGAGUUCCAAACGCUGCUUGCAAAUGAUAUCCCCGACUUCCAGUUCAAUUCGUACGAGAACGUGACAAUUCGCAUAUGCGCCUAUAAUGACGAUUACAAAAAUAUCCGAAACUGCGCAAUACCUUCUGAGAUUGUCGUUUAUGUCCCAGCUUUUUCAGAUGUACCUCAAAGUGAUCCAGUAAAGGGAGAAAAAUCACACAAGACAGCUUAUAUAGCUGGAGGAGUUAUCGCCGCUUUUGGAGUUAUUAUCAUUGCAAUAAUAGUUUCCGUACUUCUCUUUCGGAGAUAUAAAAAGGUUUGUUAUAAAGUCAAACAAGCACGCUUUCCUUACACCACCAAUAAUAAACUAACCUCCUCCUUACAUAACUCUUAUGUUUACUCACAACCUGGAUACUAACAACCUGGAUACUAACAGCCUGGGAUCGGAUUUGGCAUGCAAGACCUUAGAAGCAAAAGAAUAUUCAAACACGCCCGCCUGGGACGCGUCAGCAUUUCCAGAUUUUGGAAAAGGACAUGGGCAGAGUAUUUCCAAACAGUUUCGGACAGAUGGACACGAGCGUUCCGUUCAUUUUAAUUACAAGGUCACGUUAUAUGGAUAUGAUUCGGAGAUCAACGCGCAAAACGACUCAGCUAAAGCUAAAAAUGACAUCACAGAACUGUUUAUGAUCUAGAAAAAAAUCAAUGGAAUUUUGGUCAUUGUUUUAACAAAAGCAAACAGUAAAUAUGGAUCUAAAGAACUGCCUGUGAAAGCCAAAGCUCAUACAUUGUCUAUUGUAUUAACGUACAGUUUAACAGUUAUAUGGUGUGUGUUUGCAUAUAGAUCUCACAUAGACCAGAAAGAAAAUGGUGCCUGAAGAUGUUAUUCCUUAAACAAAAAAUGCAGACAAGGCAUCAAGAAAAGUGCUACAGUAUUGUUAAUUAGUGACUUACCUAG
This is a messenger RNA of Mercenaria mercenaria, 2839 nucleotides long. Its product is annotated as hemicentin-2-like. Lineage: Eukaryota; Metazoa; Mollusca; Bivalvia; Venerida; Veneridae. The transcript is spliced from 11 exons. The record is from RefSeq and is a predicted model, not a curated record. The coding region runs from base 59 to 2302 and encodes 747 amino acids.